Coregonus clupeaformis (lake whitefish) is the source of this 2366-nucleotide messenger RNA. Its product is annotated as zinc finger protein 629-like. Bases 105 to 1397 code for a protein of 430 amino acids. The record is from RefSeq and is a predicted model, not a curated record. Gene Ontology annotation, molecular function: RNA polymerase II cis-regulatory region sequence-specific DNA binding; DNA-binding transcription factor activity. The transcript has 2 exons. Gene Ontology annotation, biological process: regulation of transcription by RNA polymerase II. Lineage: Eukaryota; Metazoa; Chordata; Actinopteri; Salmoniformes; Salmonidae.
UAGGAUUGGAAACGACUUUCUUUUGAUUUUGAAUUCAUUGCGUGGAAUAACAAUAGAUCCACUGACUGAACUCAAUAGGUUACCCAACUCUCAUUCGACUGAUCAUGUAUAAACUACAGUUGUUGCGUGUGUUUUUAAAUGAGCGUUUAACGGCGGCUGCUGUGGAGAUUUUCGGGGCAGUUGAGAAAACGGUAGUGGAGUAUCAGGAGGAGAAUGAUCGGCUACGGAGACUGCUGCGGAUCUCACCGAAGAUGCAAUUAUGUAGAAUAGACUCCCUGCAGCGCUCUGUCUCUGUGUCUGAAGAGGAGGUUCCCCCUGAGCAGCAGCACUGUGAGCAGGAGUGGAGCCCCAGUCUGGGGCAGGAGGACCCAGAGCCCACACAGAUUAAAGGGAAACAGGAGGAACUCAGGACCAGUCAGGAGGAAGAGCAGCUUCAAGGGAUGGAGGCUGAUACCAUAGAGUUCAUAUUCACUCCUUCCUGUGUGAAAAGUGAAUGUGAUCUGGAGGACCCACUUCGGUCCUUGACUCUUCCCCAAACCCAGACUGUGGAGAACAGAGAGAGUGACUCUAAACCAUUGGAUCCCACACCUUUUGGCACUGGGACCCACAUUAAGGGUCUUUACAUUCCCUGUGACCCGCCAUAUAAUCAAAACAAUGCCUCCAGCCACAGCUCAGCCGUAAGCAGCGACCCAGUAGGACUUGACAGCAGCCCACUAUUGGAUCCCAGCCCACCAUUGGAUCCAAACACGUCAAUGGGGGAACACUGUUCCACACCCAGCACCACGUCUAGAAAAACUCACCACUGCCGUGACUGUGGUGAAACGUUUCCUCUGAAAGCUGACCUGCAGAGGCAUUUGACUCUUGCCAAGAAGAGACUCAGCGAAUGUCACUUCUCCAAUAAACAGUACAAUUCCACCUGUAAACUGCAGGCCCAUAUCCAACUCUGUCACAUGGAGAAAUCUUGCACAUGCCCUGUUUGUGGCAAGACCAUCAAACACAAAGGAGAUCUGUCCAGGCACAUGGUUAUUCACACAGGAGAGAAACCAUUUAGCUGUGGUGACUGUGGGAAAAGCUUCUAUCAGAAGGGGCACCUUACAGAUCAUAUACGGACUCACACAGGAGAGAAACCUUUUAGCUGUGGUGACUGUGGGAAAAUCUUCAAUUUGAAGGGGAACCUAAUGAAGCAUAAACUGACUCACACAGGAGAGAAACCAUUUAGCUGUGGUGACUGUGGGAGAAGCUUCAGUCUCAAUAUGAACUUAAGCAGGCAUAAACUGACUCACACAGGAGAGAAACCAUUUAGCUGUGGUGACUGUGGGAAAAGCUUCACUCAAAAGUCUAACCUGUUGAUGCAUGUGAAAAACAUCCACAAAGGAAGAAAACAGGUUGAGAACUGAAAGAAGAAAGUUAGGACAAAGAUCUUCUGUCAGGAGAUGGGAAUAACAGGCAGGAUGUGGACAACACUCUUAGGUAGGGCUGGUAUUUUUUUUUUUUAUGGACAGUAUUUGACAGUACUUUAUGUUUUUUAAUAAUAAAUGUUCUAAAUUUGUUUUGAGUAGUGCGUGACCCUAGGGUGGCAACACAUACAUUCUAAGUGAUUUCAAUGGGUCUCUCUCCAUUCUGAUUGUUUUAUACUGUUCAAUUCAACUUCAACCCCCCCCAAAAAUUCAGCGUUUUCAUCAAUAUAUGCAUUUCCUGCACCAAUUUGCUAUCAUUUCCACACUGCCACGUAGGGCUGUACGAUCUGGGCAAACAGUCUAGGCCUUUUUUUUAAACUAAUCGUUGCAAUUGGGAUUAAUUCUAUAGUUAGAAUAUAAUAGUGGGCACUUUGAAUACAGAGUUGUGUGACAUGACCAGAAUGAAAAUGUCAGGGAGGGGUUAUUGUGACAGGGUAGGAACCAAAGUGUGGAUAAGUGUUUUCUAGGGGACCCUAUAAUCUUUGGCUACAUUUAAUGUUUUCUCUUAGGUACUUCAUGUAGCUAACAUUCAUGCUUCGCUUAUUCCUUUUUGAUUUAGAAGAUACUGUUGCAAAAAACAUGCUGUGUGUUGGGGUCGGGGAACAACAAAUGCGCUUCUUGAGUAACAGGGGGCGGGGCUAGGUCUGUGUGGACAGCGGCAUGGAGAGAGAGAGAGAGCAGACUCAAGUAGGGAAGUAAACUAUGAAAAUGGACAUUAUCACAUUUAACAAACCAAACAUUCAAAUACCGUCAAUACCGGUAUAUCGUAAAAUACGGCAUACGCCCAGCCCUACUCUUAGGAAAGCAAAGCAACUCUGGAUCAUGCAUACUCUCUGCUUCAGAUAAAUAGAUGUGUGAUUAAUUUACUUUUGUAAAACAUUCUAUUGGAAUAAAGUUUGAUUUGAAUAA